UUUUGAUUUUAAAAUGUUGACAUUUAUUUGUUUUACAGAAAAUUCGGCAUAAAAGUUUCAUGCCAAAAUAUCAAAAUUUGUCAAAUGUUUAUUUCUCGAAGGUAAAUGGCAAGUAUCAUCAUCCCUUUAACGCCCUCAGGCGCAAUUCAAAAUAUGGGCAUGCAGUUUUUCCAAGAUCAAGCUCAAAUUUUGAACCGGAAAUGUUUGAUGUUCCAAAGAAAAGUCCUCUCAGAAAGGCACUGGAUUAUUUAAUAGGACCAAACGGAAGGUGUAAUAUUCUAAAGCCAAUAAUUUGCAAGAGCAAGACAAUGCUUUUGCCACCUGGAUACUCAAUGGUUCAAGAUAUUGUCAGAAUAUUUAUCCUAUCGCUGACAAAGGAUUUAUCUCCCAAGGGCGAAGAUUUUAACUAUUGCGAGGAUAAAUUAUUUCCCGAUUGUAUUAUAUAGAAAAACACAGCAAUUAAAAAUUUAAUAAAGUCAAAAAUCAAACAUUUUCUAAAGUUAAC
This is a messenger RNA of Eupeodes corollae, 505 nucleotides long. RefSeq lists its product as uncharacterized. Lineage: Eukaryota; Metazoa; Arthropoda; Insecta; Diptera; Syrphidae. The transcript has 3 exons. Bases 60 to 446 code for a protein of 128 amino acids. The record is from RefSeq and is a predicted model, not a curated record.